AUGGCAGAAUUGAGAAUGCUUUAUCCAACAGUUGUCACUGCACCUUCAGCAUCUUCAGCAUCACUUAGUGCACCAGUCGCUAGUAGCCAUCAAUUACUGGCGGAUAGUAACCAACGCCAUCAGCCACAGCAACAGCAGCUUCACGUAAUGGAUGAAGAGGAAGAUCUUGGCUCUGUCUCUUCUGAUGGUGGUCGUUCCUCAGCUGCCAGUCAUGCUGUUGGCUUAACCACAAAUAAAUUAGCAAUGGAAUCUCACGUGAAACGGCCAAUGAAUGCUUUCAUGGUUUGGUCGAGAGGUCAACGACGAAAAAUGGCUCAGGAUAAUCCUAAAAUGCACAAUAGUGAAAUCAGUAAACGUUUAGGUGCUGAAUGGAAGCAGUUAUGUGAUGCAGAGAAAAGGCCUUUCAUUGAUGAAGCAAAACGUCUACGGGCAUUGCACAUGAAGGAACAUCCAGAUUACAAGUAUCGACCACGUCGGAAACCAAAAACUUUACCGAAGAUGAAGGAAAAAUAUCGCUUUGCCUUGCCUUUCACCUCAUUCCCUUCAUCUAAUUUGCUAGGACAACAAACAAUAACCCCAACAACACCAUUUUAUCCCUCAAUGCAUCCUCUCGAUAUGGCUGCUAAAAUUGCAGCUGAGAGUGCGGCACUAUCGAAAGCUACCGAAUUUCCUUAUUAUACACCAUUCUUUCAUCCCGCUGCUUCGGCUAAUAGCACAAGUCUAAUGCCUGCUUACAAUCCAUAUGAUCUGCAACGAAAUGUAUUGGCUGCCUAUGCGAUGAAGACGAACGUUAUGGCACAAGCAGCUGCUGCUGCAGCUGCAGUACAAUCACCUACAUCCAGUUGUAGUAACAGUAUAUGCUUAAGCAAUAACAAUAAUGGUAACGAACAUAGUAGAGAUGGAAUAACAUCAGUGAUAUCAUCAUCAACUUCAUCAAAUUUGUGA
Molecule: messenger RNA, 945 nt
Organism: Thelazia callipaeda (thelaziosis nematode)
Lineage: Eukaryota; Metazoa; Nematoda; Chromadorea; Rhabditida; Thelaziidae
Source: the annotation of a GenBank genome assembly